This is a messenger RNA of Anneissia japonica, 5424 nucleotides long. RefSeq lists its product as uncharacterized. The record is from RefSeq and is a predicted model, not a curated record. The transcript is spliced from 15 exons. NCBI's taxonomy places the organism in Eukaryota, Metazoa, Echinodermata, Crinoidea, Comatulida, Comatulidae. Bases 16 to 3999 code for a protein of 1327 amino acids. Gene Ontology annotation, molecular function: guanyl-nucleotide exchange factor activity.
AAUAGUGUGAAUACAAUGUUAUUUAAAUACAUGUCUCUGGAGAUUUUAGAACUCUUUGACAACAACUUUGGAAGAGCUUCAACGAGGAAUGGAUUUUACCCAGGAAUAUCCAACACUGAAGGGGUUAACCUCAAAGAACCAUUGAAUAAUUUACUCAGGACUCAGGAAUGCGAGCCACUCAUAGGCGACACAUGGCAGGAAAACGGAUCUGAUUUGGACAGUCAUGGAAAAAUAGGGAUGUUCAGUACUGAUGAAGAUACACGGUCUUCGCAACUGAAUGUGUCCAUUUCAGAUUCAGACACAGAUUGGACCAGUCCUCUUUUUAAUAUUGCAAACAAAAGCAGUAGUGUCGAUAUUGUAACAAACGCUUUAGAGGAUUUAGACAUGGAUCAUAGUAAUCCUGUCGACCCAUGUACACAGAUGCCAAUACCACAGGAAGUUAAGCAUGGGAAUAUGCUGAAUGGAAAUCUCCUGAAUGAUUCACAGUCUUCCAUGGAAACCACUCUUCCCGAGGACUCUAGCAUGGACCUUAACACGAGUCAUGGAUCUAUGGAUAGUGAGUUAACAGAAGUUAACGGAAGUACAGAUUAUUCCUCGGAUAAAUUGGAAGACACAGAAUUACAGAUAGUUGAGGAGCCUGUUGUAACAAGGGAUUCAGCAAGUACCGAACAGGCGUUUUUUAAAUCCAACGUUUCAACUCCUCGAAGCCAGGAUUCAAUGAAUAAUAACAGUAAUAACAUCUACAAUAGUAAUCAUAUUUUAUCCGGAAGAGAUUCCACAGACUUUGAUGAUGAGGACGAUGAUGCCGAUGGCGCUUGCAGUAGCAAAAGUCGAAAUUCUGGAUAUAUAGAGUUCAAAGUUGAGGAAAUAUUGGAAUCUGAGAGGAGUUAUGUCAAAGACUUGGAUGAUAUUGUGGAGGGUUAUUUAUUAGCAAUUCUGGACCGGCCAACUUUGCCAUUGAAACCCGAAGAUUACCAAGCACUCUUCAGCAACUUGGAAUCUAUUCGUGACUUCAACAAAGAAUUCUUAAAGGAUCUUGAAGAUUGUGACCACGAUCCGGUUUUAAUUGCGGAGUGCUUCCUAGAAAAGGAGGAGGAUUUUAUAAUGUACUCCCAAUAUUGUACAAAUUAUCCCAGUGCAGUGAAGGUGCUCACCAAAUGUCUCCAUCAACCAGUCAUGUGUAAGUUCUUCCAAGACGCCCAGAACAAGCUAGGCCACGCCCUGCCCCUUGGAGCUUAUCUACUCAAGCCAGUGCAAAGGAUCCUAAAGUAUCAUCUUUUGUUCCAUGAUCUGUGUAAACACAUUAACACUGAUGACGAAAUAUAUGACACUUUAGAGGAAGCCCUAGACGCAAUGAAGGAGGUUGCAAAACAGAUUAACCACAUGAAAGCCCAGAGUGACAAAGUUCUACACGUACAACAGAUUCAGAGCCAACUACUAGAUCAGGACGAUGUAAUGAGAUUACAGGGGUCCAGAGGUGAUCGUAAUGUUUAUUUAUUUGAGAAGGCGUUCUUUAUUGCUAAGCGCAGAGAAGAUGGAUACAUCAGUAUCAAAACAGAAAUUAAGUGUUCCAACUUGUUACUGAUGGAAAACAUUCCGAAGGAGACUUUCGGCUUCACUGUAAUGCCAUUUGAUAACCGAGAUGAGCAGCAUAUCCUUGUGGCCAAAGGUCUUGAGCAGAAACAUCUGUGGACACAUCAAAUAAAGAAAAUGAUUCUAGAAAACUUCAAAGGUCUGAUUCCAAGUAAAGCCAAGGAUAUUGUACUCAACAAUCAGUCUGGAUCCUCAGGAAAAGAUGGAGAGAAAGACACAUCAACUAAAGAACAACCUGUUAAGUUAAGAAAGAGAAAACCUCGGUCAAAGCAACGUCGCAGGAGGAGGCAUUCGGACCCGCCAAGCCAGCUCAGACGAGGAACUGUUCAGGUCAAAGUGUCCCCUACAGAGACAAACGAACCGCCAACUACAAUGGGAAUGAAGAAACCUGAUGUAGCUAAAUUGAUGACAAAUAAGAGAGCAAGUAGCUUGGUACGAUCUGAAGGAAUAUGUAGUACAGAAGAAUCCAUGAGUGAGAGUGAGAGCUCAAACUCGCCUAACAGACUAAGUACUGUCCAAGUUAACGACAAGGACGACACCACUGAAAUGUCACAAGUUGAAACCAACAAUCAUCAGAACCAAAAUAUUGAUCUUCCAAAAGAUGAACAAACAGAUGAUGAUUUAGAUGAACAUAAUGAUCAACCACUUCCAGAACCUGAAGCAAUAGAGGAGACCUGUCCAAAUAUGAAGAAUAAUGUUGAAGAAGUAAAGAUGGAAGAACAUGAUGAAGACAGUCCUGACGAACUUGACAUUCUUGAAACCCUGCAUGAUACAAUAGAGAACAUUAUCCAAGAAGAAGGGGUAAAAAUGGGCAACAAGAAGGAGACCUCUCCAUUUCAGCUUCGAUCCAACAUCAAAGACCUCAAACCCAAGAAAGCUGAAUCGAUCGAAUUAGACAGUGAAGAUGUUUGGAUCAAAAGACCUAUAAUCCGAGGAGUCCGUGUCAGUGGAGACAGGCCAUUAGAUCGACCUUUAAGUGCUGAUAUAUUGACAAAUUCUUCACACUCAAGACGGUCUCUUUCCAGAUCUGUCAGUAGUGGAUAUCAGACUUUGCCAAAAGUGAUGAAAGCACAAUCUGACCCAAACUUCCUUUCUACCAAAAUAAAAUCUGAGCCAGUACUGAAUAAAACUGGUGAAGGAAAUAUGAGUGAGUCAAACUCUAGCAUUAUGUCAUCUGGUUUGGAUCAGACAUGCUCUUCACAUGAGAGUAUCUUGGAAUCCUUUGAAGAUAGUAUUGAAUAUGGGUUGUGUGCAUCUGGUGAUGCCCACCAGCUUCAGAGCUCUAAUGAUGAUUUUGCUAAAGAAACUAUCAAGAAUAAUGAGCCUGUCCAGGUCAAGCAAUCCCCAAGGUCGAAAGAUUCUGAUUGUAAAUCAAAGGUGAGUACACAAACCGACUCGGGCAAGUCAUUACACAAGACAGUCUCUGCAGAUAUCAGUGCAAUCAGCAGGAAUAUGAGGUUGUCCAAGGUUUUUAAAAUGGCUAGAGACUAUAGUCAGCGUGUAAAACGUACAUCAAGACCAGCAAUUGCUAGUCUCUUCAAUUCUGAUAAUGACCAAAGUAAUGAUAAACCAACAACUGAGGUGAUGCAUAAUAAGACAGACAAUGGGUCCAGUUUUGUAAAAAGUAAUAAGUCAUCUCCAACAUAUCAUGAGGAAGAGGUACCAGUAUUUGAUCCAACUGUGCCAUCAAUUGUUGAAGGAAAGGAAACAGCGCAAGAGGAAAAGAAGAGUGCAAUAAAGGUAGAAAGCAGGUUGCUUGGCAUUUCUCAAGCUGAUGAAACUGAAAGAAAAAGUAGAGAAAUCUAUCGAACAAGUGCCAUCAAGAGAUCAAAAUCAGCAGAAACUAUCAGUAAUGCAAAACUUAGUCUUCGCAUUUUUGAAGAUGCACCUGAUGAACCAGUUGGGGAUUUCAAAAGAGGUCCAAGUAUCAAAGAUCGUCUGCGCAGCAUCAAAGAAAAGACAACAUAUCAAAAGAAAAAUGAAAUAAAAGACCUUCCACAAAAGUUUAAAUCUUUGAAGGAACGGCAAAAAGAUUUGGAGAAGUGUGUCACAAAACCAAUUCCUAAAACGAAUAAGGAAGUUGAGAAAUUGAUAGCAACAAACAUAGAAGCUGCAAGCGAAGAUGAUGAAGUGGAUUCCAAAAUAACCAAGCUUACUCGACACAGCUCUUGCAGUUCCGUUUCCAGCAUUCAGUUGACUCCUUCUAAUGAGUCUAGACAUCGUAGUUGGUCUUCGAGAUCCAGUGGGCUUGACCAGGAAGAUGUAGUUUUCCGUUCUGUCAAACAACGGCAGCUGUUGCUUCAGAUGGCUUACAGUAAACCAGUUCCAAAAACUGUAAAUGUCAGUGCUGAAAUAAACACAGAAAUUCCAAAGAGUAGUUGGAGACUUUCUGACAACUCAAGGUAGUGGCAGUGAUAGUUGCUUCCUCUAACACAGACUGCACACCAUUAAACAUCAAAUAGAACUUUUAACAACAUCAAUAUCCAAAAUUCAACAAUUCACGACCUAAUGUGUAAAAUGAGUACUGGAUAAAUUCAUUAAAUUGGUUUAUCCAGAUUUUUAAUUACAGUAUUUUACAUACAACCAACAAUUGAUUUAUGGAUUUUAAGCUGUCUGCGAUAUAUACCUAUCUAAAUUGGAGUAUUGAAUGACUGCAAUAUGUCUGCCAAACCUUCUGUAAGAAAACAAGAACAAAAAUCUGAUGCAACUGCAACACUCUGAUUUAAUCAAAAGAGUAUAGAAUAGAGCACAGUUUGCACUUUCUAUAAACAAACGAUAUACCUCCAAUAGACCCAUGAGAGAUCCACUGCUUGCGUUUGAUUGUUAGUUUGAUUUGUUCUCCACACAAUUGAUAAUGUUAUAUGCUUAUAGUCGUUAUGAAGUUGCAACAUAUCCACUGUCUCUGUUGUAGACAAUCAGAGUAUAUAGUGAGUGCACUUCCAUGGUGACGAUUGCAACUUUUACGGUGUAACUAUAGAUGCAUGACAUAUUUUCAAACAGAACUGUGCGCUUUUCUGGUUUUAAACUCUUAAUAAUGCUGUUGAAUCAAACCAAUGAAAAUCAUUCCAACCAUUUGUCUCAAUUUGCAUCUAUUGUAGUCAUCACAAAAGGACAUCAUUAAAACUUACAAAGGCUCUAUUAACACAAGAUAAUAUUGGAAUCAAACAUUGCUGUAUUGGCUAAUGAAAUUCAAUGUUAUCAUCUAACAUGAAAGCAAUGUUAUCAUCUAAAAUGGCUUUGAAUUAUACUAAGUCAACAAAAUUGAUUUAUAAGAUCUUAGUGUCUAUUGCUUCUUCUCACAAAAUGUAAUACUAAUGCCAUCAUUACUAAAAGGCUCAAUUUAAAUCCGCCAAUGAAAUCAGUUAAAUAAUCUGCAUCAAAUCUACUGAUGAAAUAAUGAUGACAUCAUUACUACAUUCUUUUUCAACCACAUUUAUCUUGCUACAUAUUCCAAAGUCCAAAGGUUAUGUGUAUAAUAGCCUUGUCUACCAGACUACUUGAUCUCUUACCAUAGUUUAAACCUUUCUAAAAUAGUUAAGUCCAAUUAAAUUUAGCUUUUGUAAGUAACUUUGUAUCAAGAUUUUAUAUAACGGAUUGUACAAUCAUAUAUGUUUUUUAAUAAUGAAAUGCAUUUGAUAUUCUUCCAUUUUUGCAUGUUCAAACAUUAGAGUGACAUGAUUAGGAUUGUCUUUGUUUUCUGCUAUGAAAAGUUCUCUAUGCUCUACUUACUAAGCCCGUAAUGUAAUUUUCUUUUUCUGUGUGUAUUUUUUUAAAGAUUAUCUUGUUUUAAUUACCAUUCCACCAAAAUUACCAUAAUUUCUGUAACUUUUU